This is a messenger RNA of Hippocampus comes (tiger tail seahorse), 3174 nucleotides long. RefSeq names its product sodium/calcium exchanger 1-like. Gene Ontology annotation, biological process: calcium ion import across plasma membrane; sodium ion transmembrane transport; cell communication. Gene Ontology annotation, cellular component: sarcolemma; postsynapse; axon. The record is from RefSeq and is a predicted model, not a curated record. NCBI's taxonomy places the organism in Eukaryota, Metazoa, Chordata, Actinopteri, Syngnathiformes, Syngnathidae. Gene Ontology annotation, molecular function: calcium:sodium antiporter activity.
GCAAAUGGUUGCGAUUGCCAUUCCGUCCGAAAAGGAAGUGGCAAAUGUGGGCGGGAGCUCCUUCUCGACUCCUCCUCAUGAGUCCGGCGCCUCGGCCCAGUCGGCCGCUGCGGUCUCCGUCGGCUUGACGUCUUCUCGGCGUCGUCAUCGACUCCGCUCGUGUUUUUGAUGAAAAGAGCGUUUGGACUUUUUUCGACAUUUUCCAUCCCGAACCCCCGAAAGGUUCGCAGGCGCAUCGAGCCAUGACGUCGUCAUCGUCACUCAUUUUGUUGGCCCCGGUCUUGGCCGAAGCAGGGAGCCGCACGGCCGCCGCCCGCAACGACACAAAGUGCGGCGGCAGCGCCCGGUGCAAGGACGGCGUCAUUUUGCCGCCGUGGCGACCGGAGGACCCCGAGCUCCCGGACCGCGUCGCCAGGGCCGCCAUUUAUUUGGUGGGCUUAGCGUACAUGUUCCUGGGCGUGUCCAUCAUCGCCGACCGCUUUAUGGCGUCCAUCGAGGUCAUCACGUCCCAAGAGCGAGAGAUCACCGUCCAAAAAGCCAACGGGGAAAAGUUGACCACCACCGUGCGCAUCUGGAACGAGACCGUGUCCAACCUGACGCUCAUGGCGCUGGGUUCGUCCGCUCCGGAAAUCCUGCUUUCCGUCGUGGAGGUUUGCGGUCACAACUUUGACGCCGGCGAGCUGGGGCCCAACACCAUCGUGGGAAGCGCCGCCUUCAACAUGUUCGUCAUCAUCGGCAUCUGCGUCUACGUCAUCCCCGACGGAGAGAGCCGCAGGGUCAAGCACCUGCGAGUCUUUUUCGUCACGGCCGCCUGGAGCGUCUUCGCCUACACGUGGCUCUACCUCAUCCUGGCCUACUUCUCUCCGGGCGUGGUGGAGAUUUGGGAGGGGCUCCUGACGCUCUUCUUCUUUCCCGUGUGCGUCGGCUUCGCGUACGUCGCCGACCGCCGCCUCCUGUUCUACAAGUACGUGUACAAGCGCCACCGAGCCGGGAAGCGCAGGGGGGUGAUCGUCGAGACCGAGGGCGAGCCCGAGCUUCCCCGCGAGGCCGGCCCCAAAAACAUGGCGGCCCGCGCCCGGGACCCGGACCGCGCCGAGCCGGGCUCGGAGCGCGCCACGCCCAUCCCGCCGGGGACCGCCGACAUCCCGCGGGAGGCGUCGCCGGCCGCCCACCCCGACCGCGACGACCCCCAAAGGUCGGAAAGCGGCCGCUCCGCUCGGGUCUUCUUCCAUCCGGCGAGGUACCGGUGCUCGGAGAACUGCGGCAGCGUGGCGCUGACCGUGAUCCGAGACGGAGAUCUGAGUUCCACCGUCGCGGUUGACUUUCGCACUCAAGACGGGACCGCCAAAGCCGCUUGGGAUUUCCGCUCGGCCGAGGGAACCUUGGUGUUUGGAGCCGGCGAGACGCGGAAGGAAAUCCGCGUCGACAUUGUCGACGACGACAUCUUUGAAGAAGAAGAGCACUUCCUGGUCCACUUGAGCGGCGCCAGGGUCCUUUCCGGCGGCGGGGGCGUCGAAGCGGCGGACGGGGACGACCCGGCUUUGCCUCGCACGGCCACCGUCGCCAUCUUUGACGACGACCACGCGGGCGUCUUCACCUUCGAGGAGCCCACGGUGACCGUGAGCGAGAGCGUCGGCGUGAUGGAAAUCCGAGUGGUCCGGACCGCCGGGGCUCGCGGAGCGGUCGCCGUGCCGUACAGAACCAUCGAGGGGACGGCCAAAGGCGGCGGGGAGGACUUUGAGGACACUCGCGGCGUCCUGCGCUUUGACGACGACGAGAUCUGUCAAACGCUUCGGAUCAACAUCGUCGACGACGAAGCGUACGAGAAGAACAAAAAGUUUUGGGUGGAGAUGGAUGAGCCGCGACUGCUGGAGAUGAGCCGCAGGAAAGCUGUUCUGCUUCAAGACGCCGGAGGUGGAUUCUUGCUGACAGACAAACCGUUGUUCGGCAAAGAGCCGGUCUACGGAAAGCUCCAACGAGAAGACCAGCGCGAGCCCUCUUCUGUUAGGACCAUCUCAGAGGAAGCCGAGGACUUUGGGACAAACGAGGAAGACGAGCGGCGAAUCGCACGCACGGGUCGACCGGCGUUGGGCCAGCACGUCAAACUGGAAGUGGUCAUUGAGGAGUCGUACGAGUUUAAGAAUGCGGUGGACAAGGUUCUGAAGAAGACCAGACUGGCCGUGCUGGUGGGAACGACGUCGUGGAGAGAACAAUUGGCGGAAGCCGUCACAAUCGGCCCAGGAGACGACGACGACGACGACGACAACGGCGGCGGCAAGAAGCCUCCCUCCGCUCUGGACUACGCCAUCCAUUUCCUGACCGUCUUCUGGAAGCUUCUGUUCGCGCUGGUCCCGCCCACCGACUACUGGAACGGCUGGGCGUGCUUCGUGGUCUCGAUCGCGGUCAUCGGCCUGCUGACGGCGCUCAUCGGGGACCUGGCUUCCCAUUUCGGCUGCACGGUGGGCCUGAAGGACUCGGUCACGGCCGUGGUGUUUGUGGCGUUGGGAACGUCCGUGCCAGAUACCUUCGCCAGCAAGGUGGCGGCCUGCCAAGACCAGUACGCCGACGCCUCCAUCGGCAACGUGACGGGAAGCAACGCCGUCAUCGGCGGAGAACUCGGCGGACCGCCGCUCGCCAAGACGGCCACCGCCGGCCUGUUCUUCAGCCUGUGGUUGACGUAUGUCGUCUUGUCGUCGCUCGAGGCCUACUGCCACAUUCCCGGCUUUUGACGCCGCCGCCGCCGCCGCCGCCGCCGCCUUCUGCGUUGGCCGAGCGUCAUCGCGUGGACUCCGAGCCAACUUGAGCGCACACCUCUCUCGCUCUCUUUCGCCGGAGCGAUGUCGCGCCUCUCCAGGCACGUGCGGAUGGACGGAAGGACAAACGGGACGGGCGGUACGGACGAGAGCGCGACUCACGUGGAAUGACGUGGCUUUUCAAAAUGGCUCCAUGACCAAACCCUAAAUCGCCACGAUCACGUGAUCCGCGUCCAACGGCAAUCUGCAACAGAAGUCAAUCAUCCAAAGAUCAUCGCAAUUCACCGGAGACGUGAUUUGAGGUCAUUUCUUUUGGAAAGCGAGCUUUUCACGCACCGAUCAAUGUCAAUGGCGACCAACAAAAAGUGGCGCUGUGCGUUUGCUUUGCGCUCCAAAAAUAAAGCCAAGUGUCGCGGCCCGA